This is a messenger RNA of Adineta steineri, 1254 nucleotides long. The record is from the annotation of a GenBank genome assembly. Lineage: Eukaryota; Metazoa; Rotifera; Eurotatoria; Adinetida; Adinetidae.
AUGACAGAAUUACUUAAUAAUUUUGAUUGUGGAAAUAAUAAUAAUAACAACAACAGCAAUAAUAAAGAAUUAUCAUUACCAACAACAUAUAAUACAGAACAAAGUUUAUAUCGUUCUUGUUUAACUGGUGACUUAGAACGUGUACAAUAUUUACUUCGAAGUAAUUCGUCGUCAUCAAUUGAUCUCAAUCGACAAAAUUCUGAUGGUUUAACAUUAUUACAUUAUGCUUGUUCAAAUAAUUUUUAUGGAUUAGUUCAAUUACUUUUACAAUAUGAUGCAAACAAUUAUAUACGUGAUAAUCUUGGACGUACCUGUUUGCAUUAUGCAUCAAUAAAAGGUUAUCGUGCGAUAAUUAAAUUAUUAUUACAAUCAAUUGAAGAUUCAUUUAAACAUGAUUUUAUUUAUUUAAAUGAUCAUGAAAAUAAGAGUUCACUUGAUUAUGCAUGUGAAAAUGAUCAUCUUGAUUUAGUUGAAUUAUUUCUUGAAUAUACCGAUAUAAAUUAUAUUGAUUUAACCACACCAUUGUAUUAUUCAUGUAUUGAAGGCCAUUUAGAUAUAUGUCAUUUAUUAAUCAAUAAACAAAUUCAAAGAAAAGAUUUAUUUUAUUUACAAACAUCUUUUAUUCAAACAAUAUGUCAUCGUGGUCAUAUUGAAAUUUUACGUUUAUUAAUUGAACAUUUUUCUCCUGCUAAUGAACAACGCAAUUGUGGAAAUAGUAUAUUAUUUUAUUGUAUAACAACAUUUGAUAUAGUUUUAGUUCGAAAAUUAUUAGAACGACAAGCACGUUUAACAGAAAAAGAUAUACAUGAUUUAAUAACAUUUUGUCCAUUAAACGAUCAAAAUCAUUAUUAUAUUGAUCAUUAUUUUGAUUGUUUAGAAUUACUUUUACGUUAUCGAUCAAAUUUUGAUGAUCAAAAAAUUUGUAAAUAUUUUAUUCGAGAAUUAUGUGAAAAAUGUUCAACAAUAUUAAUUGGAAAAAAAUUAAGAUAUUUAUUUGCAUUAGCACUUCAUAGUGGUUCAAUACAAUUAUAUCGUCGUUCAACUAUAAAAUGGUGUGGAGAAAUAAAUAUUUUAACAAAACGUUAUGUUAACUUAAUUGAUGUUAUUAAACAAACAACGAAAAAUUGGUCAUUAAAACAUUUAUUAAGAUUAAAAAUAAAACGCUCAAUGAAACUAUUUAAUAUGGAACAAAUUAGAAAAUUACCCGGAUUACAACAACAACAUAUUGAUUUUCUUAGUUUUGAAUAUUUGUGA